This is a messenger RNA of Ochlerotatus camptorhynchus, 1530 nucleotides long. RefSeq lists its product as uncharacterized. The transcript is spliced from 4 exons. The record is from RefSeq and is a predicted model, not a curated record. The coding region runs from base 1 to 1530 and encodes 509 amino acids. NCBI's taxonomy places the organism in Eukaryota, Metazoa, Arthropoda, Insecta, Diptera, Culicidae.
AUGCGGUAUACAGAAUCUGAGCUCGAUGCAGCUGCCUAUGAAUUAAUGACUGCUGGAAACAGCAGUUAUCAAUUUAAAAGAGCAAACAUGCAGCUUCCUAGUUCAAAAACAAUAAAACGACAUAUCGCAAGGCACACUACAGAAACUCAAGAAGGAGUCUUAAUGGUGAUGCCCCUGCUUAAGUAUCUAAAUGCGCACAACUAUCCAUUAGUAGUAGCUUUGAGUGAAGAUGGAACAACCCUUUCACCAAACCCGGAAUAUGAUUCAAGAAAUGAUGCAAUUCGUGGCCUAGUGGCUCCUUUAAACAAGUUUGGUAUGCCUGAACAAGAUGUUUUCAAAGCCAGUUCAAUCAAAAAGAUCAUAAACGAUCUUGAUCGUUUUUCUAAUGGUGAAUACUUAUAUGUUGUAUUAGCAACACCAAUGGCUGUCGGAGCAUCGCCAUUUUGCGUGCUGUACACGUGCAGUGAUAACAGAUUUACACAUGACCAAGUUAUGUCGAGGUGGGCAUUUAUAGAAACUGAAUUGCUGAAAGUUGGCAUAACCGUCAUAUCGAACGCGUCCGAUGGCGAUCCACGGCUUCUCAUGGCUAUGCGACAAAGAACAAAAAUACCAAAUGGAUGUCCAAGCGAAUCAUACGGCCUUCACUUUGUCAUAGAUAUGGAUGAUAAACCAAUCUGCAUUCAGGAUAGUAUUCACCUAGUCAACAAAUUUCGUCAUACCUUGUUAGACCCCAAAAAACAAAUGCGUUUAGGUGACUAUGUAAUUUCGCCUGCAGUCCUCAAACAAAUGAUGGAAAACGGACAAAAAGUUAUACACAAACUAAAUCCUUCUGAUUUGAAUGCGGCGGACCGAAUGAAAUUUGAUCCGUCAAUGAAACUUAUGUCGUUGAAUCUAAUUGAUCAUUUAACCACAGUGGUACCUGGCAGUAUCGGAACAGCUACAUAUUUACGAAUAAUGCGUAAUGCUUAUUUAGUAUUUAACGAUCAACAAAUGUCUCCUACAGAACGCAUAACUUCAAUAUGGACUACCUUAUUAUUUGUUCGUGCAUGGCGACGAAUUUGCUUAAAGCAUCAGAAAACACUAAAACAGUGCCCUACAUCAAAUGUGUAUCAUUGUUUAGAAUUAAAUGCGCAUGGCUUAAUAAAAUUCAUUGUCAGAUGCCGGAAAGCCAAUAGAAGUGAACAAUUCAUUAUCAAUCAUUUAUCAAGUCAACCAUGUGAAACUGCAUUUCGUGAGCUUCGGUCAAUGACAACUGUUAAUCACACCGCAGUUAAUUUCACCAUGAAAGAAGUCGAGCAGCGCAUGCAAAAAGUUCAAAUGAAAUUAUUCAUCGUGCAUCGUAGAAAAACAGAGCUAAACUUUCCGUGCUUGCAGAAGAAACAGCUGAAAUCACAGAAAACGCCGAUCCAUGACCUUCCAAAUGAUAUCCAAAUCCGCCAAGCUAUCGAGAAAGCUGCAAACGAUGCAAUACAUUUGUUAAACCAUCUAGGUGUUGAACAGGAAGAUAUUGAUUUCGGGGAAAAACAGUGA